Doryrhamphus excisus (bluestripe pipefish) is the source of this 3305-nucleotide messenger RNA. RefSeq lists its product as uncharacterized. Gene Ontology annotation, molecular function: phosphatidylinositol-4,5-bisphosphate binding; beta-catenin binding. NCBI's taxonomy places the organism in Eukaryota, Metazoa, Chordata, Actinopteri, Syngnathiformes, Syngnathidae. Gene Ontology annotation, cellular component: plasma membrane. The record is from RefSeq and is a predicted model, not a curated record. Gene Ontology annotation, biological process: regulation of canonical Wnt signaling pathway.
GUUGGAGAUACACAGAGGGAGGGGAUGCAAAGAGAGCAACAGAGGUGAAGACGUUUUUUCGAGGGAGACAAAGAUACACUCUGCUAUAAAUGCUCCAUUCAGCGACGGGGGAAUAAUAACAGCAGCACGAGAGGGAAGGACGGGGGACGACGCAGAGAAGAUGGAUGUACAGACAGAGAACAUGGAUCCCUCGCCUUGUGAAUCAAGUGGAAAAAUGCGCAAAGGAUUCAAGUUGUUUGGCAAACGCAAGCCUGGUAGCAUCUUUUCUCUUAAAAACAACAAAUCACCUGUUACCAGGACCCAAACCUUUGAUGGAUUACCGGACAGCGCUGCACCUGAUUCAGAGUCUGACACGGACAAGGAGAAGGCACAGGGGGUGAGUCAAGGAGACGGCGAGCAUACAGAGGAGGAGCUGACGGGUGAGAUGGCUGCUGCUCGCAACUCCAUCUCGUCAACCGGCUCGGCCAAGUCCUUCAGUUUUUUUUCGCGGCUGAGAGGGGCCCGGCGAGGAGGCGGGGACCGCAGAGUCCAGACUGUUUCCCAGCCAGUGUGUCGGCAACGGCCAGGGCUGAAGAGUCUCUUUGGCAGUGUGAAGUUCCGCUCGAAAGACAAGGAGGACAAAGUGGACGCUCCCCCAAGCCCACUCCUCAUGUCCUCUCGCUCUAACAGUGUGGAAAUCAUCAAAGAAGACCUCAGCCUCACCCCUAAAUCUCAUCCUCGCUCUCUUGAGAGCCCUGAGAAAGCGAGCGGCGAGGCCACUCAGAACUCCCCGACAGCAGCGGGCAAUAUGAGAGAUGGGAAUGUGGCGUCUACGCUUCCUGGUGAGAGCAGCCUGGGCUCCUUGCUGGAAGACAUCUCCUCUCUCCUCACCUUUGAGUCCAUCUCAGGAGGAGACAUCAUGGCUGACGUGGAGGCAGAGUGGGGGAAAGCCAAAUGUGCUGCCAUGGAAGCACCUGAGGUCUCAGCGGCAACCACUCCGCACCUCUCCAGACCAGCUGCCGUCUCUCCACCAACCUCCACGUCUUCGCCUGUAGCCGCCCCCACUUCAACCUCUUCUUCUGUUGCAACACCAAUCCUGAGCACUUUUACCAAAUCCUCCACACUGACCAUUCAGGCGAUUAAACCAGGCUCAGACUCUACACCAACAUUUGAGCAACCUUCCACUGGAAUUACAAUAAAAUCUGCUAACAUUGAACCUUCAUUUACUCCAGUGACAUCAACAACUCCUCCCAAAAUGUCCACCCCUUCAGUAACAAUGAUGCCUACUACUACUACCACUUUGAUUAACCAGAUGUCCGUGGACAAGACAAACCUUAACUCAUCUGUUGGCAAACUAGCUUCAUCGGACACUGCAGCACCUCAUCUUCAAAGCAUCACCUCAGUAAGUAAGCCUCCCCCUGUAGCUACUCCACCUCUUCUCCCACCCGUUAAACCUGCAACUCAAAGUCCACCCUCCCUUGCCACCUUUACCCAACCUGCCAACAGUUUCAACUUGCAAACUUCCUCUUACACCAAACCUCAAAGUGUAUCCGCAAAGGUUGAAUCUACUCUCAAUACCGUACCUCCUUUCAUUUCCACUGUAACAACGGUUACGCCAUCAGUGCCAACUGUUUCUAUACCUGCACAGUCAGGAAACUCCAUCCCUUCGGAUUGUGCCCAACCUGAGCCUAGCCCACCCAGGGCUAAACAGCCUCUUGUAUCUUUGGAUACCACUAAUCAUGCAAUAGGUCAGAGUCUAGUCUCCCAGUCCAAAACCCCUUCUAUACCCCUGGCUGUAUCUAAAGACCCUCCUGUUCCUGCAUGCGUCCCGGUGUCUGUAGCUGCUCUGUCUGGCAUGCCAACUUCUAUUGACCCUUCUGCCUCAGCUCAUGUUCUAGUUCCAGAAUCUAAAAGCCCUACAACCCUGACCCAGGUUCCAGUUCCAGUGUCAAAAAUCCCUCCUGUCCAGCCCCAUGAUCCAGUUGCAGUGUCAAAAAGCUUUCCUGUUCCUGCUCACAUCCCAGUUACUUCACCCAAAUCCCCCCCUUCCCCUCUCACUUCCCUUCCUACUUCCCCUGUGCCUUUGCCAAGUGAAGCUGCAGCAUCUAACAAGAUGGCAGCAAGUGAGCCGACAAAUGGGCAGUUGUCUAGUCCGAGUAGCACAGAAGGUGCCAAAAUGGAGGAACACCUUAAUGGGUCACGCAUGGACCACUCCAAAGAAAGGAGGACACAAGUAAAGGCACUAAGCAAAAUCCCUGUAGUUGGAGGAAGCCGAGCAGCAAAGCAACCAGUACGGGACAACCAACACGCUGAGGAUGAAUCGAGCGGGGACCCACCUACUCCUGUGCUAGAACAGGAGAGGCCUCUCUUGGACUUCCGUGAUACAGAGAGCAGAGACAAAGGUGUCAGUGUUGAGAUCCAUGUGCCCAUCACUAAACACAGCCAGGAGGGGAGUCAGCUGCCUCACCAGUCCAAACCCUCCGCCAAUGUACCACGUGACUCCAAGAUCCCUGUCAAGCAUGGCGCCUGUCAAAUCCCGAUAGCUAAAGAAGUUCCUCGCACCAAGAUACCUGUCUCCAAGGUGCCGGUCCGCAGAGUUGGGAAUAAACCGCCAGCUUCUGGUGUAACAAGAAAAUAAAAAUUCCCCUCCAUAACGUCACUCCUGUAUAUGUUGGUUUGUCAUCUACUGGCUUCAUGAGACAACACAAAGGAAAGAUGCCAGCACUUGAGCACAAACAUCUCCACAAGCCUGACUGGAACCUGACAAGGUUCAGGGUUGAACAGCAACAAACAACAAGGUAAAACAUCGCGGUGCAGGAACAGGAACAGGAACUGGUUGUGUGAUUUUCCUACAGACUUUAAUUCAGUCUUUUCUACAGUAUUUUAAACUUUUGUUACACAUGCUUUUUGUAGAGGAUGCCAAAUCCUUCCUUUUGUUCUUUGUUGACAUCCGGAGCAGCUCCAAAAUAUACAUUCCACACCUAUCUCUGAUGUAUGUAGCAGAAAAUGUGCCAUUUUGUUUGUUUUUGCGCUGGUCCCAAUGUACAUCCCCUUAUGUGUUUGCCUGCGCCAAUGUAACAUGGCUACAUCACAAAGGGAGAGAUUUUGAAAGAGGACGUGGAAGUGACUCAGUCGUCGGCCAUUAUUAAUGGUCCAGUGGACAUAUGAGAGGAUGCAGAGAUGAGGCCUCUGCCUCGUGUAUGAACACGUACCCUCAUCCCACUUAUGCUCAGAUGAUCUGUGUGCAUAGUCUUAACUAUGUCGUUUCCUAUUUAAUCAAUAAAAUGAUAUGUGUACUUACAAAGCGGACAUCUGUAUGAUUGGAA